AUGGCCGGCCUCCUCUCCCGUGACGUCGACGUCGCCUCCUCCUUCAACAACUCGAUCGAGUCGCUCACACGCGAUGUCUACGUGAAACCGUUGCACUCCCACAACGACUACUGGAGACACGACCCCCUCAUCGAUGCCGUUAAAGUCGGGGCCCAGCUGAUCGAAGCCGACGUGUUUGUCUUCACCGAAGGCUAUACGCUUACCCAGACGCUUCCUGGCGGUAAAACGCAGGACACCAAGUUCGGCACCGACGACAUCUACGUCGGCCACAACCAGGUGUUUUUGAAGCCCGAGAACACGUUGAACGCGUUGUACCUCGACAACUUGUACAAUUGGCUCGAGUUCUCCAAUCCUAAGUUCACGCCUAACAUCACCCUUGUCGAAGCCCACGAUACCAAGUACUCAAUCUGGUGGAACCAGCCGGAGGAACCGGUAUACCUCUGGCUCGACUUCAAGACCCAAGGGAACGACACCUACCCCAGCGUCAAGAAGUACUUCCAGCGGUUUAUCGACGAGGACUACUUGGCUUACUACGACACCGAGCAGCAGAAGCACGUGCCUGGCCCCGUCAUCGUCACCAUCACCGGCAACUUGCCCACCGAGCUAGUGAAGGCCGACUCCAAGCGGUACUUCUACCUCGACGCCCCAUUGGCCAACCUCACCCUGGACGACUGGGGCAACCUCAGUCGGGUGGCGCUGGGGCUGUUGGAACUGGUGCUUGACCAACAGAGCUACAAGAGUGCCCAGAUUCUGGACUUCAGCGACGACGACAAGAAGCAAUUGAAGGACGCGUUUGACAACGCCCACAGCAAGGGGCUCAAGACCCGGGUGUGGGGCGACAUCACCUGGCCCAACCUGGUGCUCGACUCGCACUUGCGGGACAUCUUCCUGUUGGGCGGUGACUUUUUGAAUGUCGACAACUUGACCCACGCUGCCACGCUUCUUUAG
Messenger RNA from Diutina rugosa, 948 nucleotides. RefSeq lists its product as uncharacterized. Gene Ontology annotation, biological process: lipid metabolic process. Bases 1 to 948 code for a protein of 315 amino acids. Gene Ontology annotation, molecular function: phosphoric diester hydrolase activity. Lineage: Eukaryota; Fungi; Ascomycota; Pichiomycetes; Serinales; Debaryomycetaceae. The record is from RefSeq and is a predicted model, not a curated record. The transcript has a single exon.